AGCCGUUUGCACCAGCGCCUUCAUGCUAGCUAUCAAACAGGUUGCUCAUCCCGGUCGCCAGCGCACUGCGGGCGCGGAGACACGUCGCGACCGUCGUAAUGAGGAGCUCGGCAGCACACGACAAUUCACAUAAACGAGCGAGGAUGUGACUGCGUCAAAAAGAGAGAAAACACAACAACCUGAAGAUGGACAAGGAAAGCGAACUGACGUCUGCUGUCCCGGAGUUUGACCGUAAACACCACAGGACCACCAGCAGCGAGGCUCCUGGUCCCCACAGAGCAUCAGAUCCUUUCGUGUUACCAAAUCCUCAUCUGUCCGAACAGAUUUUAAGAAGGCACUGGUCAGAUGUGAGCCCGAAAGGGGGAGGAAGAGGGGGCGAUGUGUCCCGGAUUCAGGGCCGACCUGCGGACAGGUGCAUCCCCAAUCCACUGCCAAAGACAUCGAAACUCAACAGUAACUCUCAGGGUAAAACCGCGGGCAGGAAGUCACCGGAGGCCUCCAGAAAAGGUGUGUAUGGCUCCUCAGGAGAGGUGAGAGGCUUUAGAGGGGCCAGGUCGGCGCCGCACGCGGCGAGGACGUCAACGGCCGCGGAGAAAGACUUGGUUGCCUUCGAAGUGAAGAUGGCCGAUUUCCCAGAGUUGGAUGGCGUUUUGCUGAGGAAAGCGACUCCUCCAGCAGUUCAGAAAGCUUCCUGGGGUCCAAGUACGGAGUCCACAAGCCCACAAUCACCAGUCCCGGCAUCUUCGUUUAAGGCUCACAGGAGGAGAUCACCAAGACGGCACGACUCCCCAAAAACUAGCAGUGAAGCGAAGCCAGAAACCUCUGUUUCUACAGCCCAGCCAGCGGUAACAUCGUGGGCCAAUAUCGCCUCUCAGCCUCCGAAAAAAACAGUCACCACUGAGAGGACAAACAGCCUCAAGCAGCAGACAGAGGACACGGCUGUGCAGAAAGAAGAGGGAGCCCCUGGAAAGAAAAAACGGAAGAAAAAGAAGAAGAAAAAUGGUACUGAAGGUGGAGAAGCUGAGCCAGAAGUUCUAAACGUUCCACAAGAGCCUCCCAAAUUUGAGGAUGAGGAGGAAUUCCCCGGCCUGGCUGUGGCUCUCACUGGGACCGACAGGUUUCCAGCCAGCAGCAACACGCAGCUCUGCGCUAAGGAAAACCAAAGAGAAGGAGGACAGCAUCCGUCUGCUGACCCAAACAAGGAGAAGUCACCUCCAGGAAAAACGCAGAACGCAGAAAAAAAAGCACAGAAAGCAGAGAAGGUCUCUGGGAAAAAGAGCAAGGCCCCUGUCCAGCUGGACAUCGGAAACAUGCUGGCCACUCUGGAAAAGAAGCAACAGUCUCAGAAAGCAAAGCAGGACGCCAAGCCGGUCAUUCUCUCAGUUGGCGGAGGGUUGCCUGUGGUCCCAAAGCAACCAUUAACCCAGAAGAAGCUGCACGGGCAGCAGGAUAGAGUUGCGCACAAUCCCUUGGACUCAACCAGCCCUUUGAUCAAGAAAGGCAAGCAGAGAGAAGUGCCCAAGGCCAAGAAGCCCACUCCUCUUAAGAAAGCAAGUGGCUCUACUCACUUUUCUGUAAAUACGCAGGAGUUAAGUCAGGUCAUUUUAAAAGAACGAGAAGAGAGGAAACAGAAGCGUUUGUUAGAGGAGAGAGGAUUACUGCCUGAAAGCGAGUCUUUACCCCCUCAUGAGGACACAGAGGAGCAGUCAGACGCAGAGCUCGCAGGUCUGGGCAAACACGAGAAAGAGAUUCAAGUCGAGGAGUCGGAGGAUCAGCUGGAGCUAAAUGAUGGCAGUCCUCUCAAAGGAGAGGGGGAUGAAGAGGCCGAGCAGCAAGUCAUUGCCCACCCGGCCAAUGCUCCCCAAAUCCACAGCCGGAAGUUCAGAGACUACUGUAACCAGAUGCUGCAGAAGGACGUGGACGAGUGUGUGACGACCCUGCUGAAGGAGCUGGUCCGCUUCCAGGACCGGCUGUACCAGAAGGACCCCAUGAAGGCCCGGAUGAAGAGGAGGAUCGUGAUGGGCCUCCGAGAGGUCCUGAAGCACCUCAAGCUGAAGAAGGUCAAAUGUGUCAUCAUCUCGCCAAACUGUGAACGCAUCCAGUCCAAAGGCGGCCUGGACGAGGCCCUCCAGACCAUUAUCGACACGUGCCGCGAGCAGGGCGUGCCCUUUGUGUUCGCCCUGUCCCGGAAAACCCUGGGGCGCUGCGUCAACAAGGCCGUGCCGGUCAGCCUGGUGGGCAUCUUUAACUACGACGGCGCACAGGUCAGAGAGGCCGGCCGUUACGGCAGAUGGCCGCAGACAGCUUCUGCCCAGAAGCCCGACUUAACGCUGCCGCUCCCGCAGGACUACUACCACAAGAUGAUCGAGCUGUCGUCCGAAGCCAGAAGGGCCUACGAGGAGAUCGUGUCCGCCCUGCGGCAGAGCGGGCAGCCGGAGACGCAGCAGGACGCAAACGGCGUGCUCGAAGAACGCAACCCCAGUCCCGACGGCGCCAAGGAACCAGAGUACAUGAAAGUCUGGAAGAACCUGCUGGAGAAAGAAUGCAACCACGCAUUUCUGAACUUUGCGGAGCAGUUGAACUGCAUGCAUUUGGACAGUGAAUGUGCAGAAAAUACCCAAGAGGAGAAAAGUUGAUGGUGGAAAAGCCAUGUGUGCCCAAAAGGUCCCGAGGUAACGAACCACUUUCCUCAUGUUUACUGCGAGUCGGUCAUUCCUGAGCUAGCUAGCCGCGGAUAUCGAGUUCAUACGUCGCUGCCUGUGACUCGGCCUGCAGGACGGGAAGGGGUUUGUCACAGAAAACCACUAAUUAAGGAGUUGGAACGAUUACAGGCGAUGGUUUAGCGGUGGGGUUUUCUGUCAUUUGUGUUUUUCCCCCUAAUUUAUAUCAGAUUUAUAUCAGAAGAGGCAUUUUCAGAUAUUUUGGGAAAAAAACAUUUUUUUUCCCUCCAUUAUUUGACUGGAACAAUGUUAAUAAAUGAGGUGUGACGUAUCAGGGGGCUGAAACAAGACGGGCCGAGAGAUGAUUCAGAGCAGCUAAUGGUUGUGUAAAAGCCUGAAGUUUAAGAAUAUGAGAAGAGAGAGAAAAAAGACGCAGGGAAGAAAAGGAAACUCAAAUGAAGCAUUUAAAGCUGAGUGAAAAGCAUUAAUUUGUAAUUAGUUGAAUCUCUCAUGCCUUCAGCACUGGUGAUUUGUAUUUUCUUUAAUUAGAUGCCUCAGUUUCUUUGAGGAAAUAAAGAUAGAGAAACGUUUCCCCUGUUCAGGAAUGCACUCAUUUUGAUUAUAUUCUGAGAUAAUCACACAGCAGAUUCAGACGUUUGGUUUCUUUCUGGUUUUGUCAAAGCCAGUUACACAUUCUGAUUAUUUUUUUCUUCAUCUUUUCAACAUGCUCAUGUGAUUUAUUGUUGCCUUUUCAGAGGCAGGCUGAUGAAUUUGUUGGGCUUCAAACGGGAACAUUUUUGUAACAGUCUGACAUCCUAAAGAGACAAUUGUUUCAGUCUAGCUCGCAUUUAUUUUUAAUUGAGUCUUUCAUCUAACUCUUAUUUACUGUUUCCCCUUAAACUUGAAGAACCUAAGAAACAGAGGUAGCCUCUUCUUAGCAAGUGUGAAAUAUUUACAAAGUGAAACAGAAAGGUUUACAGUACUUCAAAAUGCUCAGUGACAAUCUUUUUUGGAAGAAGCACUACACGAUCAGAGGAGAAGUCGUGUUUAUGACUCAUUUUUAUGGAAAAGAAAUGCAGGGUGCUUACUUUAACAUCUCAUUUGCCGCAUGAAUAUUAGAGGUAAUUGUGCUGUUAAGUGAUGUUAGGUGGAAAUCAGCUUCUUGCAUCAUUUAUGUGUGUGUGAUCAUGUAUUAACGGGAGAUACUUUGACAUAAUGCUUAGUCCACUCUGAUAGGAAUUCAUUUUGACAAGUAAUGUGCGUUGUGGGAAAUUCACAUCGCAGUCUUACAUGUUGUUCGAUUCUGAUGUCUGUCUGUGUUAUAAAGAGACCGAACUGUGAAAAAAGUCAGACUCACACCUGCGGUAAGUGUGUGUCCGACGUGCAGCAAGCUGAGAUCGAAUGGAGACGUGCUGUAUUACUGGGGUGUGUUUUUAAUUAAGCUGUGUAUUAAAUACAUGACUCUAGAAAUGGAAGUAAGACAACACUGCAUUCUAAAUUCAUUUGUUUGUUUUUUAAAUCAGUAACGAUUUUUUUCUUUCUCAAAGAUAUUGAUUUGAGAGUGUUUGAAUAAAGAGGGAAAAAUGCAAUAUCA
Messenger RNA from Menidia menidia (Atlantic silverside), 4254 nucleotides. The record is from the annotation of a GenBank genome assembly. Lineage: Eukaryota; Metazoa; Chordata; Actinopteri; Atheriniformes; Atherinopsidae.